AUGAACAUGAUCAGCCAAAUAAUGCCAGUAGAAUGCGACCCGGACUCACCCCGGCGUCAUAAGUUGAUCGGGACUUGUGAUGUUAAGUAUAUUAUCGAUGAAGACCCAAAAGAAGAAAAGAAGAAAUCUACACCAGGGAUAAAACUCAUACGAAGAAAAGAAGACUGUCUGAAGAUAGCCACAUGGAACAUUAGAAGUGUAAUAAAACCAGGGAAAUUAGAUAACGUAAUAUUAGAAAUGGGUAGACUACAUUUGGACAUAUUAGGCCUCAGUGAAGUACGAUGGAAAGAUAAUGGUAAAUACGAAAAGCAAGGUUCAGUCUUGUAUUACUCUGGUAAACCAUCAACUGAUAAAGACCACUACCAUGGCGUGGUAUCUAUAACACCUAUAAAGAUACAAGAUAUAGAACUAGAAAUGGUGGAUGAGAUAAAAUAUCUGGGCGUUACUCUGGAUAGAACGCUCAGAUACAGAACUCACAUCAAGGAGCAGUCGGCAAAAGCCAUAAGAACACUGUAUCAAUGUAAAAGGGCAGUGGGGAAGAAUUGGGGGUUGAAGCCGGGAAUGAUCUACUGGAUCUACAAGGCGGUCAUACUACCCAGGGUGCUAUAUGGGGCCGUGGUAUGGUGGCACAGGGCCCAUAUCAAAGAAUACCAAAGAGACCUAACCAAAGUACAGAGAUUAGCGUGCCUAAUGAUGACGGGGGCCAUGAGAACGACCCCGACACACGCAAUGGAGGUAAUGCUAGGUUUGAAGCCACUCUGGAUUGAGGUAGAGAAAAGAGCCACAGAACAGUGGUACAGAAUGAAAGCAUGUAAAGAAUGGAGAGGAAGCUGCGUAGACAAGAGACACGCGCUGAUACAAAGAGAGGCACUAUCAAGAUUUGAGAUGUUGAUGGCCAACAACGACCUUAUAAAAAGGCAGGAGAUAUUCGACAAGAAGUACAGGGUACAUAUAGGAGAGAGAGACAACUGGAAAGUGGAAGUCAGACACCCAACGACAAUCUGCUUCACGGAUGGCUCGAGAAGAAGCUCAACGAAACUAGCAGGAGCGGGCAUUGUGAUCCCUAAACUGGGAGAAACAGUAUCAAUAUCACUGGGUAGAUAUGCUAGCGUAUUCCAAGCUGAGGUAUGUGCAAUAGCGCACUGUGCACGUAUAAUCAAAGAGAGUGUAAAGCAAGAGGGUGCUGUUGUAAUAUACACCGACAGCCAGGCAGCACUGAAGGCACUGAAGAAAAUAUCAGUCACCUCCGCUCUCGUGAGAGAAUGUAGAGAGGAGCUAAACUCGAUAGGCGAACAAAGAAGGGUUACGGUAGCAUGGGUGCCGGGGCACCAGGGAGUAACAGGAAACGAGAGAGCAGACGAGCUGGCGAGGAUAGGGGCGGAGACGGAGUACAUGGGUCCGGAACCGGCUCUGCCUAUGUCAGCGGAUGUCACGAAGGGAGUCAUAGAAAAGGUAAAAGAACUGGAAGCACAGAGAGAAUGGGAAGAAGAGACCAGCUGCAGACAGUCUAAGAUGAUGGUCAAGGGCAUUGAUCACAAAAGAACCAGGUAUCUUCUGAAACUAGUGCACAGAUUGAUAGCGCAGGCGCAGCCCAACUGCGACACGGAGGGUGUUUCCAUCUAG
Cydia pomonella (codling moth) is the source of this 1623-nucleotide messenger RNA. RefSeq lists its product as uncharacterized. Lineage: Eukaryota; Metazoa; Arthropoda; Insecta; Lepidoptera; Tortricidae. The transcript is spliced from 3 exons. Gene Ontology annotation, molecular function: nucleic acid binding; RNA-DNA hybrid ribonuclease activity. Bases 1 to 1623 code for a protein of 540 amino acids. The record is from RefSeq and is a predicted model, not a curated record.